ACCAAGAUGUUUCGACUGGAAAUUACCAUUGAAAAGAUGGGUGCCUUCUUCAAAUCUAUAAGCUGGACGAACAGACGAUGAUGGAGAACUGGGAGGGCUUGCAGACCGCGUCGCUUUCCAAAACUCGAUAAAUCACUCCAUCAGGUGGUCCUGGGUUGGAGUACGGGCGGACUUACUUUCUUGGCUCAUAAUUGGAUUUACUUGUUUGCGACUUUCAUGCGGAGCUUCACAAAAUUGGUAUAAUGUUUAAGGUUGAAUAUCUACUGAAACGAUUCCUUCGCCAUCCAUUGGGGGUAACGAUUCCUCUCUAUACAUUCGAAGUUCUAAGCAUCUACAGCCUAUGCUUUUUCUCGCCGCUUGUAAUCUCUCUUAAUUCCCCUGUGGUCUACCCGCUCAAAGCUUUCAAACCCGCAGACUAUCUCUGCUACAUUCUAUGCAUCGAGCAGAUCUUUGUCUUGUUAUCCCAUCAAGGCUCGAUUUGUAUCAAACCAUGGCCGAUUAAAUGUAUUCCCAGUCGAUUAUUGUUUCCCUCGAAUACCAAUUUUUCGAACUCUUCCCUUCUGCACAUCGGAAAUCUUGUUCACAAAACCAGAUUGCAACAUUUCCUUCGAGAAUUAUUCUUCCACCCAAGACAAGAGCUUCAUUCGCUUUCCUUAUUCCCAAAUACUGGACGAAAGCCCUCGAAGCUCCUCCUUCCACGAGUUUCAAACUUGGGAAAGCGGCCCCACAGAAAGAAGGUCUGCGGCGUGCAGUGUAUAAAGUCUGAGAAGAAGUUUAAUGCAGCUCAAAGGCUAACAUCCAGAUCAUUGAGGCCUGUGAUGAGGAUUUUUGGUUGUGUGUCCAAGGUAUUGGUUAUAUUGAGGUUAUUUGCGGCAAAGCUAGUCAAUCAAUGAAGAGCAAGAUCAAUUCCAACAGUUUACCAAUUGUAUAUCGGUCUUCUAUGGAUUGAUCAAUGCAUGGUAGCUAUCAUGUGACCGGGAGACUCUUACGCUGAAAAGUAGCGUCCUAGGAAUUUAUGUCAGCAAGUUCCCUUUCCCAAAUUAACAUCUCAAAUACCCUUCCUGUCAAGACUGUGACGAAAACCUCAUCAUGGGUAGGAACCCCACCAUGAACUUUGCUAUCGGAUAAUAGACAUCUUAAUUGGGUCCAAGCAUUAAACUUCUUCUCACUGUCAAU
Sclerotinia trifoliorum is the source of this 1176-nucleotide messenger RNA. The record is from the annotation of a GenBank genome assembly. NCBI's taxonomy places the organism in Eukaryota, Fungi, Ascomycota, Leotiomycetes, Helotiales, Sclerotiniaceae.